AUGAUGUCUGUUUGGGGUAUAUGGCUGGUGGCUGCAUUUGGCGUAGACUCGGCCAAGAUGAUGGUUUACAAUGGUGUUCCCAUCAGCCUAUUCAUAGUUCUCUGUUUCACCACUGAGUCCAAUGUACAAUUGUUUUAUGCAAAACUAAUGUCCAUAAUCUACGCCUUUGUGAUGCUUGCGGUAUUAAUUGCCACGGCUUCGCAAAUCGUUCUGGAAACGGUAAUUUCACCUACUUCAAUGUUCAUAGUGACUAUGGUGUUGGUGUUCUUCAUAGCCGCUUGUUUACACCCGAAAGAGUUCACGAAUAUAAUCUAUGGUAUCGUGUUCUUCCUCAUGAUUCCUUCCACUUACGUAUUUCUGACGCUAUAUUCGCUCAUCAACCUCAAUGUCAUUAAUUGGGGAACACGUGAAGCUGUCGCAAAAGCUACCGGGAAGGUCGAAACAUCUUCAACAUUUGAACGAUGGCUACGUCGUAUCGGUGAAGGUCCUUGGUCCGCGCUUUGUCCAACACUCCGUGCUCGACCUGAUGAAGCUUUACAACUGAUUGAAAGGAAAUUAGAGCGAAUGGAACGCUCGGUCGCUAAUCUGAAGAAAGGCUGCGGAGAUGAAGCUAAAGCUGUGGAGCAAUUGAAGAAGAUCGCAAGAGAAGUAGAUGAAGCUGAGGGCACCAGCGAUGUUGUGGAAAUCCGGCGACCAGUAACUGAACCGGAACCUACGAGAGUAGUCGAUAAAUAUAUGUGGAUGGAGGUGGAUUACCUACAGUUCUGUGAACGUGGGCGUCUCAAAGCAGCAGAGGAGCAGUUCUGGAGCCAACUUAUUGAGGAGUAUUUGAAGCCAAUUGAAUCCACUGCGCAGCAACAAAGUGCGAUUGCCGAAGGUCUUGCCUCACUGCGCAACAAUAUCGCGUUUGCAAUUAUUUUGGUCAACGCACUACUUGCCCUUGCGAUCUAUCUGAUCCAAAAGCAUAAGAAUGUUCUAAGUAUCCGAUGGACGCCGUAUCGUGACUUCAAGUGGACCAAAAUGAACGAAAUGACUGGUCAGUACGAGGAAACUAAGGAUCCGUUGAAGAUUGAUCCACUAGGGAUGGCUAUCAUUGUGUUUUUGCUAGGUAUUCUCGUCGUACAAACAAUUGGUAUGCUCAUUCAUCGUCUCAACACCAUGGUCGGAGCUUUUCAAGAGGCAAACCAACUACAUGAUUUGGUACCAACACUAAAAUCCAAUAAAAUAGAAGAUGAAAGGAUUUUGACUGCUGCCCGCCAAAUGAUAGAUACAACAUCGUAUGCAAUGAGUCACGCCGCAGAUGGUUACACAAGGCACCGCGAACUUGAUGUAGAUAACGAUACUGUUCUGUAUAAACUGCAAAGGGCACGACUUGCGAAGCGAAUGCAAAAAGCUGAAGAAAAGAAGUAG
Necator americanus (New World hookworm) is the source of this 1410-nucleotide messenger RNA. RefSeq lists its product as uncharacterized. The transcript is spliced from 13 exons. Gene Ontology annotation, molecular function: chitin synthase activity. Gene Ontology annotation, cellular component: cell periphery; cell septum. Lineage: Eukaryota; Metazoa; Nematoda; Chromadorea; Rhabditida; Ancylostomatidae. The record is from RefSeq and is a predicted model, not a curated record. The coding region runs from base 1 to 1410 and encodes 469 amino acids.